Molecule: messenger RNA, 732 nt
Organism: Eruca vesicaria subsp. sativa (arugula)
Lineage: Eukaryota; Viridiplantae; Streptophyta; Magnoliopsida; Brassicales; Brassicaceae
Source: the annotation of a GenBank genome assembly
AUGGGUAAUCCUCGUCAAGGCAACAAAAAAGUCUCCACUUGUGUUGGUUUUAAUACAGACAACAAAAUGAAGAAACUCGACUCAGAAGCUGAGAAGCGACUCAAAAAGGUGGAGAAAGAUUAUCUCCAUGCAAGCCAAAAGUAUAAAGAAGCAAGAUUACAGCGGUGGAACUUAAUUUUUGAGAGAGACCGGGCUAUCAAUCUCUGCUGCUCGGCUGAAAACUUCAUGAACUUCUGCAACCAACUGGUAGAGAGCUUACAAAAGAUUAUUGACAAGCUACCUACAGCAGAAACAAAGGAAACCAUCAAUCAUGUAAAUGUUAUCCCAAACAAACAAUAUAGUUAUGCUCUUAAUGAUGAACCAAUUCAUUCACUAAGGAUACGCUACUAUCAACGAAAAUUGCCAAGGGGUAGCAGCAGAAAAGCUGAAAAUGAUCUUCUUAAGGAGGUUAGAAAGAAGAAGAUGUGUAGAGACAAAGCUGUUUCAAACUUUGCAUCGGUCUGUAAUCCAACAUUUGAAGACAGUUUAAGAAAAUCUGUGGAGCAGGAGAUAGUUGUUAUAAAGAAGCUGAUAAGAGAGCUUCAAAAAGACUUUGAAGAAAAAGUGCAUAUGGAGCAAUAUGCAAUGAAUGUAUAUGCAUGUAUCGAACGAAAGGUGAAGCAUUUAGAGGUGAAAAAGGAACACCUCUUGGGGCAAAGGGAUAUCAUGAGGCUGAAUAUAUCAAGAUGUUGA